AUGGCGGCAAUUUCGUCGAUCACGAAGCACUUCAACAGAACGCUGGCGCUAUCAUGUACAUUGAUCGCUAUAUCGCAACUCAAUUAUGGAUUCGAUAACCAGGCAUUCUCAACAACGCAGUCCAUGACUGCAUUCACCAAGCAGUUUGGCGAAUAUAAUCCUAAGACAGGAGAAUACGCAAUACCGACAUAUUUUCUUUCCCUUCUAAACAGCUUGAACUAUAUCGGAUUUGCGGUCGGCUUGGUGAUUGGAAGUCUCCUCAGCGAGAGAUACGGUCGUCGCUGGUGCAUGUUCGUCAUGAGUUGCUAUGCUCUUGUCACCGCGACGAUUACUGUGACUUCUCAAACCCGCGGCCAGAUCCUUGCUGCGCGCAUACUGAAUUAUAUUUACGUUGGAAUGGAGUUAUCGGUCGUGCCUGUUUAUCAGUCAGAGAUCGUACCAGGUCCAGUCCGGGGCUUCAUUGUAGGCACAUAUCAAUUAAGCAUCAAUCUUGGAGGAUUGAUAAUUAACAGUAUUUGUCGCGGAACAAGCACACUGGAAGGCAAUAACUCGUGGAGAAUCCCUUUUGGGUUAUUUUACAUCAUUCCCUUUACCAUUAUGUGUCUAAUCUGGUUUGUACCAGAAUCUCCUCGCUGGCUCCUGCGACAGGAACGCUUUGAAGAAGCCGAACAAUCUCUCAAGCGCCUCCGGCACGGAACAAUGACAGACGAUGCGAUUCUAUCGGAGUUGGCCACCUUACGGAUCGGUCUUGCGAUUGAACCGGAGAAAGGAGCAUUCAAGGAACUCUUACAGGAUGUCAAUUUGAAGCGUACGGCCAUCGCGGUUGCCAUCAGCUUCUUCCAACAAGCUACAGGCCAAUCCUUUGCUAGUCAAUAUGGUGCAACUUUUGUGAAAUCGCUCCACACAAUCAACACCUACAACUACACAAUUAUCACGAGCUCUAUCGGAACCGUGGUAUGUCUCUGGUCGAACUUUUUCAAUGACAAAAUCGGCCGACGGAAGCUCUUUAUCGCUGGAAGCAUUGUCCAGGCCGUGGCUUUGUUCACAAUGGGUGGUCUUGGGACCGCAAACCCGGUAACAACGCCGGAAAAGACCGCUAUUGUGUCAAUGAUGGCUAUCUUUGCUGCUGGUUUCGGCCUCGGCUGGGGCCCAUUAACCUAUGUCGUUGUGACCGAGCUGCCCGCCCUUUCUCUUCGUGACCAUUCACAGCGAGUCUCGGCGCUUGUGAAUAUUGCGGCGAACUUCGCAGUGACGUUCUCGAUACCUUAUCUUCUCGAUGAUGGGUAUGCAGGGCUGCACUCGAAGGUGGGGUUUAUCUUCGGUAGCGUUGCGGUCUGUGCAGGCGUUUUUAUUUAUUUCUGUGUGCCCGAUUGCCAAGGCAAGUCACUAGAGGAUGUGGACCGUCUUUUCCAUGAGGGAAUCCCAGUGCGAAGGUUCCGAGACCAUGAACUGCCGCCAUUGGAGAAUGAACAAGGUGUAGAAAAGAUAAGCGAUAAGAGCUAG
This is a messenger RNA of Penicillium macrosclerotiorum, 1503 nucleotides long. RefSeq lists its product as uncharacterized. Gene Ontology annotation, molecular function: carbohydrate:proton symporter activity. The coding region runs from base 1 to 1503 and encodes 500 amino acids. NCBI's taxonomy places the organism in Eukaryota, Fungi, Ascomycota, Eurotiomycetes, Eurotiales, Aspergillaceae. Gene Ontology annotation, cellular component: membrane. Gene Ontology annotation, biological process: transmembrane transport; carbohydrate transport. The record is from RefSeq and is a predicted model, not a curated record. The transcript is spliced from 5 exons.